Messenger RNA from Sinocyclocheilus anshuiensis, 8208 nucleotides. RefSeq names its product dmX-like protein 1. Gene Ontology annotation, cellular component: RAVE complex. The transcript is spliced from 39 exons. Gene Ontology annotation, biological process: vacuolar acidification. The coding region runs from base 1 to 8208 and encodes 2735 amino acids. NCBI's taxonomy places the organism in Eukaryota, Metazoa, Chordata, Actinopteri, Cypriniformes, Cyprinidae. The record is from RefSeq and is a predicted model, not a curated record. Gene Ontology annotation, molecular function: protein binding.
AUGGGAUAUUGGGAUAUGUCUAUGAUUCCCUUCUUAAGUUCAACACCAAUCGCAGCAUCGUACGGAAACAUUAUUUGUGUGUUUGAGCCGGUGGAGGUCAGUCCACAAGGAAAAGCACAAAAACAGAAGCGGAGCUAUCACUGGCAGAAGAGCGGGCAGUUCGUCCUUCAGUCGGUCGCACAGAUCCUGACGUGGCACCCCACAGGCUCGUGUCUGCUGACGGGCUCGUCGUGUCUGCAGCUGUGGUGUGACGCUCAGUCCAGCGCAGAGACCGAACCCGCUGCUCCUCAGCGCUCCUGGAGAAGCGUUUGGCAGUGCAAGUCCGCCGCUCCCACUCACUUCAUCAAGUUCUCCCCGGAUGGAGAGUUUUUUGCGACCGCAGGACAGGACGACUGUCUGGUGAAGGUGUGGUACAGCACCAGUAAAUGGCAAGCAGACGUCACCAAACUCUUCACGCCGCUCGACCUGCGCUCCGGAGCCGAGAUCAACUUCUCCUUCAUUUACCUGGCUCACCCUCGCUCCGUCACCGGCUUCUCCUGGAGGAAGACCAGCAGAUACAUGCCCAGAGGUGCCGUGUGUAACGUGCUGCUGACCUGCUGCAAGGACAGCGUGUGUCGCCUGUGGGCCGAAACACUGCUGCCCAGCGACUGUCUUCUGUCUGGACUCAGACACAAUCACUGCAGCAAUGACGUGAUGAAGAAUAACAGCAUGAAGAAGAGCUCCAGCAACACCCGAGCGCAGAACCAGAACCCGCUGGAGAUGAUUCCUGGCUUCCUGGCUCCAUCUGAUGGUCACGAUCGCUGCAUCUCGUGCCUGGGCUUUGAGCACGCUGAGGCAGCGCUCGUGGGAGAUUCAUGUUCUCAUUGCGGGAACAUGACCAUCGCGAUGUCGCGAUCGAGGCUCCUCUUCAUGAAACGAGGGGGAGUCUCCCUUGCUAUGCCCCGAUCAAGUUCCUCUGUCUCACAGCAGCGGAGGACUACUUCGGCAUAUGGUCAGGGUGAUCUGAGGAUUACAGUGAGGGCUUCCCCACUGAGUGCAUCUCCGCGGGCCCCUCACUCCUCCAGCACAUCGCACCCCGUGGUGUUCCAGCUAGUGCCUCUUCCGUCCUCACUACCCUCAACGGCGGGGCGGCUAAGGUGUAUGUGGAGAUCCCCCCCAGUCGAGCGCGCUAUUGCGAUGCAGCUUUGCCCGCAGAGCACUGCUGCCUGGCAGGGUAAUCCACGCCUCCCGUCCAGAGCUUGUAAGUUCUCGUCCGCUCUAACAGCCAAGGCUUACAGAGCUGCUGGACAUGCUGCCUCCGCCCUGCACGCCAUGGCCCUCCUGCAAGUCUUCCAGGCCAAGGCAUUGAAGCAGCUGCACGAGGGUAGUUCUGACCCGGGUGUGAUGCUGGAGCUGUGCACUGCCCUACGGGCGACGAAAGUCACGGUGCGGUCCCUGGACAUCCCUCUGCUGCCCUCCAUCUCGUCCAUGAACGGCUCUGAUGAGGAGGAACCGGGCGGCCCUUUCACCGUUCACUGGCUCAACAACAAAGAGCUGCACCUGACGCUGAGCAUGGAGGUGUUUCUACAGCAGCUGAGGAGCAGCGGCGAGCAGAACGGACCCACAGAGCGCUACGAUGCUGAUGAGGAGGGGAGCGGUGCUGAUGCUGCGGCUCUGGGCUCCGUCUCUCUCCCUGCGGUGGCGGUGGAUCAUCUUGUGGAUGUGCUGCUGAGUGACUGGAACAGAGCAGCAGACAUGCUGUUUAGUAUCCACCCGAUGGACGGAUCGCUGCUGGUGUGGCACGUCGACUGGCUGGACGAAUACCAGCCCGGCAUGUUCCGACAGGCGCAGGUUUCCUUCGUGUCCAGGAUUCCCGUGGCCUUCCCCCCCGGCGACGCCAACUCUCUCAGCCGCAGCGUGGUCAUGUACGCCUGCAACAGAAAUGUGGACCUGGCCAUGCAGCACGGCCGUCAGCGUCCCGCGGGCCUGCCACACUCGUCCUCCUCCGCUCUGAUCGGACAGAGCCAGAACAAACCCUCCUCCAGCAGCCUGCGUCUCAGCAUCUUCACCCCCAGUGUCCUGAUGAUCUCCAAACAUGCCGACGGCUCACUCAACCAGUGGGCCGUCAGCUUCGCCGAGGACUCGGCCUUCUCCACGGUGCUCAGUGUGUCUCAUAAGUCACGAUACUGCGGCCACCGCUUCCACCUCAACGAUCUGGCCUGCCACUCUCUGCUGCCGCUGCUGCUCACCACCUCGCACCACAACGCCCUGAGGACGCCCGCCGCCGCUCUGACCGCCCCAGCCCGCAGGAGCAGAGUCUCGCAGGACCCCAGCGCCAUCUACAGCGAGCUGAUCCUGUGGCGGGUGGAUCCGGUGGGGCCGCUGUCGUUCUCUGGUGGCGUGUCGGAGCUGGCCAGGAUCAACUCGCUGCACGCCUCCGCCUUCUCUAAUGUGGCCUGGCUGCCCACACUCAUCCCCAGCAUCUGCCUCGGUGUGUAUGGAAACUCACCCAGUGCCUGCUUCAUCGCCAGUGACGGACACUCGCUCCGACUCUAUCAGGCCAUCAUCGAGGCCAAGAAACUGCUGAGUGAACUCUCCAACCCCGACAUCUCGAAAUAUGUUGGAGAGGUGUUUAACAUCAUCAGCCAGCAGUCGACGGCUAGACCAGGCUGCAUCAUUGAGCUUGAUGCCAUCACAGACUUUCAGGGGAAAGAGACGCAGCUGCUGCACGUGUUCGAGGAGGACCUGAUCUUGGGAAGCGAGAAAGUAGACGACUGCCUGCAGGAUUCUGUUCCCAGCCGGACGCUCUUCUCCGCUCGCUUCUUCCUGGUGGUGGUGGAGAUCACUCAGAGCGGCAGGUCGCUGCUGCACAUGUGGCAUCUACAGCUGGACGCAGUUCCUGUCGUUAUGGAGCAAACUCAAACUCCAGACAGAGAGACUGUGUCUCCAUCAUUUAACUUUGAGACGGUCGGCUCACCACAAACCCCGAGACCCAAACUGAAGACGUCUAACCUCCAGAGCGCCUGCCGCCUCACUCUGACCAACACAAAAGUCUUCAGCCAGGAGCUGGAUCUGCCGCAGGGCGUUGAAGUCAUUCGUGUAUCACCUGCUGCAGGUCAUUUGAGCGCCUCGUCUCUGCAGCCAGCCGGACGCUCUCCGUAUCUGCUGGCCACGUCUUGCUCAGACGGAUCGGUUCGGUUCUGGAGGUGCAGCGCCGUCUCUGACCCCGAUGGCUCUGCUGACCCGUCAUACGUCUGGGAGGAGUGGCCUUUGCUUGUGGAGGAGGGCGAAGCCAGCAGCAGCGCUCUGAGCGUGUCCGGUCAGCUCAUGGGUCUCAGCUGCUGUCACACCAGCAGAGUCGCAGUCGCGCACCGGAGCCACGAACCCAUCAUGCACAUCAGCAUCUUCCAGUGCGACUCCACCGGAGGCUCUCAGUGGAUUCUGGAGCAGACGCUUAAAGUCUGCGGCGCAUACAGCCCCAGUGCCAGCGACUGUGAUAAAAGCCUGAGUAACGGCUGUUCAGUUAAGAGGCAGGUCCACUUAGACUGGGUUUCCAGAGAAGAUGGCUCUCACAUAUUAACUGUAGGUCUAGGAUCCAAACUUUACAUGUACGGGGUGCUUUCUGGAACACCUCCAGAUCUGGGUCUGUCCGAUUGCAGUAAGGAGCGCAGCUGCUCUCGAUUGGUUCUCCUCCGAGUGGUGGAUCUGGUGUCGUCGGUUGAAGGUUCGCUACCCAUCCCUGCCUCUCUAUCUUGGGUGCGAGAUGGCAUCUUAGUAGUCGGGAUGGAUUGCGAAAUGCACGUUUACUCCCAGUGGCAGCCGCCGGCUCCAGUCAAACUGUCGCGCACUGGUAGCGUGACGUCGGUGAAACAGGAGGGACUCAGUCCGAAUCCUUCGAAAAAGACCCUCACCAGAUCCAUGACUAGUUUGGCUCAGAAACUCAGUGGAAAGAGAACCGUGUACGACCUCCCGGCCGAGAUGGAGGAUUCUGGGUUGUUUGAGGCGGCCUAUCACCUGUUUCCUACUCUGCCCCAAUAUCACCCAGUGCAGCUGUUGGAGCUCAUGGACCUCGGGAAGGUGCGCCGGGCCAAAGCCAUCCUGUCCCAUCUGGUGAAGUGCAUUGCCGGGGAGAUCGUGUCUAUGAAGGACACUGCGAUUAACCAGGAGCGGCGUCUGCGCUCGCUCACCAUCAGCGCCAGCGGAAGCACCGCCCGAGACCCGAAGAUGUUCAGCAAAGCUGAGAGCUCCGACUACACCGAGAUCGACUCCAUCCCGCCACUGCCUCUGCAUGCGCUGUUAGCCGCCGACGAGGAGACCGCUCCUAGUGCCAAAGAACGAUCGGAGAGCGUGAGCGCUCACGGCCAAAGUGACGCUUACAACGAGCUCUUCCAGACCGCCGGCGUCAGUGCGGAUGACAUGCACCCUUUUGAUGGAGAUGAGGAGGAUGCAAACGCUAAAGUCAUUGAUUUGUCAAAGUACAGCCCUACGUUCUUCGGCUCCGAACAUGCACAGGUGUUAUCGGGACACCUGCUUCACUCCAGCCUGCCGGGCCUGACGCGGAUGGAGCAGAUGUCUCUGAUGGCUCUGGCGGACACCAUCGCUUCCACCAGCACCGACAUUGGAGAAAGCCAAGGGAAAGGCCAAGGUGGAGAGACGCUGGAUGAAUGUGGGCUGAAGUUCCUGCUGGCCGUUCGCCUGCACACCUUCCUCCUCACGUCUCUGCCUCCGGCUCAUCGCGCUCCGCUUCUCUGCCAAGGACUGUCCACCUGCCACUACGCCUGGGCGUUCCACUCCGAGGCUGAAGAGGAGCUGCUCAACAUGCUCCCAGCUCUGCAGAAAGGAGAGCCCGCGUGGCCCGAGCUGAGAGCCAUGGGCAUGGGCUGGUGGCUCAGGAGCACCAACAAGCUUCGCAGAUGCAUUGAGAAGGUAGCAAAAGCUGCUUAUCAGAGAAACAACGACCCGUUAGACGCAGCCUUGUUUUAUCUGGCCAUGAAGAAGAAAGCUGUGGUCUGGGGACUGUACAGGUCCCAUCAUAACGUGAAGAUGACGGCGUUCUUCAGCAAUAACUUCAGUGAAGACCGCUGGAGGAAGGCAGCGCUGAAGAACGCUUUCUCUCUGCUCGGAAAGCAACGUUUCCAGCAUUCAGCGGCUUUCUUUCUGUUGGCCGGAUCCCUGAAAGAUGCUGUUGAGGUUUGUAUAGAGAAGAUGCAGGACCUUCAGCUGGCUCUGGUGGUCUGUCGGCUGUACGAGUCUGAGUUCGAGAUGUCCUGCAGCUACAAGCGAAUCCUGCAGAGGCAUGUGUUGGGUCAGGAUCACCAGAUCGCGGCCCAUCAGGACCCUUUCUUACGCAGCAUGGCGUACUGGGUCUUAGAUGACUACAGCAGGGCUUUGGACACGCUGCUCGAGCCCAAUGCAGACACGUCACAUGAAGGAACCGGAUCAUCUCCCUGUAGUCCUGAUGUUUUUAACUUCUACACCUACCUCCGCACACACCCGCUGCUGCUGCGGCGUCACUUCGGCUCCUGUGAUAAAGCUAAAGUGGGUCUGACCGCUGAAGGCCGCGCCAUCAGCCUCACAGAGAGGAGGCUCUUCUUCACCGCCGCUUAUGCACACUUACAGGCUGGCUGCCCCAUGCUGGCUUUAGAGGUGCUCUCCAAAAUGCCAAAGGUCGUGAAGCGCUCAAAGCCGUGCGAGAAUUCGCCCGAGUCGUCGAGCGAGCACAAAGACCAGGCCUCGGCUCCGUGGCUGGCUCUCAAUGGCUUGGAGAGGUCCGUGUCCUCGCUCUCGUCUCCCAGAGAGGACAGCCAGUCGGACUCUGUGCUCAGUUUCGACUGGAGCCAGCCGUCUGUCACCCUGCAGGACGAGCCUCUGGAUCUCAAGUGGGACAGCGAUAAAGACGACUCGGACGAGGAAGAAUCAGGCCUGGCGAUGAAGACUAUCCGUCCGGAGAAAGACAACAGCGCUCCGGAAGCGACAUCCACCCCCAGAGAUCACGCCGUAGAUCACGGCGCGGACGAUUCGCCCGCGCUGACCGAGGACAUCCUCGCCGCGCAGCUGAAGUUCAGCUCCUGUCUGAAGAUCCUCACCACGGAGUUACGGACGCUGUCCACGGGAUACGAGCUGGAUGGAGGGAAGCUGCGGCAUCAGCUGUGUCACUGGCUGGAGCGAGCCGUGGCGGCGCUGCAGAGAUGCUGCGGAUACAACCCCUUCCUCCAGCACCUGCCCGAGGGCAUCUCGGCCGACCUGAGCCAGGUGGAGGAUCUGGAGGAGCGGGGCGCGGCGGAGCAGGCCCGAGAGCUGCAGCACCGACGCAGACUGUGGCUGAAGAGGAACCAGCCGCUGCUGCGCAUCUUCCUCAGCUACUGCAGCCUACACGGCUCUCACGGAGGAGGACUGGCCUCCGUCAGGAUGGAGCUCAUUCUGCUGCUGCAGGAGUCCCAGCAGGACGACAGUCUGCAGAUCUCCGUUCCCGCUCCGCAGCCCCUGUCUGUUCCUCUUUUCCUGGCGUGGACCGCCAGCUCCAAAACAGUGGUGGCCAAUCCCAUAGUGCACCUGACCAACCUCACGCAUGACAUACUGCACACCAUCAACGCUCUGGACGCGCCUCCGCACCCGGAUAUCGUCAACAACGAGAUCUACGUGAUGCACACGCUAGCGGCUUCCCUCUCCGCCUGCAUCUAUCAGUGUCUCUGUGACGGACACAGCUACAGCCAUGUGAAUCCCGUCACGGGCAUCACCUACCAGAGCGUCCUGCUUACCCAUCAGCCCCCGGUGAGGAGCGUCAGCAUCGAGGAGGCCAUCCUGCCCAACACCUCUCCUGCGCAGUGGCCUGGUGUGAGCGUCCUGAUGCGGCUGCUGAGCGCGUCCGGAGACGAGAACCAGCCCGGUCUGCCUGUGCUCCUGUGUGAGAUCCUGACCGCCGUCAUCCUCAGCCUCUUCGUCCACGGUCUGGCCACUCACUCCAGCCACGAGCUCUUCCGCAUCCUCAAAAUGACACCCCAUGUGAAUCCGUUCACCUACCAGAGCUACCAGAGCGUCCUGCUUACCCAUCAGCCCCCGGUGAGGAGCGUCAGUGCCCAACUCCUCUCCUGCGCAGUGGCCUGGUGUGAGCGUCCUGAUGCGGCUGCUGAGCGCGUCCGGAACCAGCCACCAGCCCGGUCUGCCUGUGCUCCUGUCAGCACCCUAGCAAACACCCCGGGUACCCUGCCCGCCGUCAUCCUCAGCCUCUUCGUCCACGGUCUGGCCACUCACUCCAGCCACGAGCUCUUCCGCAUCGUCGCUCACCCGCUCAACAGCAGGCUGUGGGUGUCUGUGUUCGGCGGCGGCGCUCGUGUUCCUGUGCCGGAGAAACCCAGCUCACCCACAGUGGAAGAUGUGGAGCGGAAGCAGCGGCGUUCCCGGCUGAGCUCAUCACGCAGUAACUCCAGAGAGGUUCCCGACAGUCCUGUCAGUCCCAGACCCGUGGUGAUGGAGCCGGAAACAUCCAUCUGUAAAGAGCGUUUUGUGCCGCCUGAGCUCAGCAUCUGGGAUUAUUUAAUCGCAAAGCCGUACCUGCCUCCGUCUGCCAGCCGAGUGGAGUACGACUCUGAGGAGAGCCAAGGCAGUGAGGAAGAGGAGGAUGAGGAAGAUGAUGAUGAAGGAGAUUCCUUUGAUUCCGACUCUCCACUGGCAGAGCAUUCCAACAAUAACUCGUACAGCUGGUGUCUGAUGCGCUUGGCCAUGGUGCAGACCAUCCUGGUCAACCUCAAGACCUUCUACCCAAUGGCAGGUCACGACCUCUUAGAUCUGCCCGUGUGCUCGCCGCUCUGUCACGCCGCUCUCAAGACACUCCAGCGCUGGGAGCAGUUGCUGCUCAAGAGGCUGGAGAUUUUUGGAGGUCCUCCGUCGAAGUUCAUCUGCACUCAGCUGCUGGAGGAGAGCGUGUCGUCGGGUCCGGCGCUGCUGCGGCACAAAGCCCUGUUUGAGCCCUCCAACACACCCUUUAGGUCCCGCCAGCGCUCUGCUCUGCCCGUCAGACGGCUGUGGCAGUAUCUGGUCAAACAGGAAGAAGUUCAGGAGACGUUCAUACGAAACAUCUUCACCAAGAAACGAGAUCAGAAUGAGGAGACUGACAGUGUGAAAUGUUCUGUGCCGCUGGAGUCCACACACAAAAAGGUAUCUAACAGAGCUUCUGCUCCUUCAUCUUCAUCAUCAUCAUCAUCAUCAUCAUCCAGUCGUGAGGCUCUUUAA